AUGGUCACGACGCGGCCCUUCCUUCCUGCAGCUAUCAUGUCCCCGUUCAGGUGCUGGUGCAGAGCCUCGCGCCUAGCUCUGCUGCCCCUCGCAGUCUCGGCGCUGGCGGAAGUCGCUGUCGCACAGACUUCGACGGCGCCCGACUCCUCGUCUUCGUCUGCCUCCACUGCAUCUUCCACAUCGUCAGCUCCCUCGUCCAGCUCAUCGAGUGGCGGAGGCGGAGGCGGCAACUUCACCGCCAGCAGCGCGAGCUACUUCUUCGGGUUCAUCAUCACCUUUGUCGUCCUUCUUGUCGUCUUCGUCGGCUGCGGCUUCGGUGCGCGGCGGCGUGGUGCGCUCUUCUGGGAUCCACGGAGAGGUCUUGUCUGGGGCUCGGAUGCAGACAGGGACGAGCGGAAGAACAUGGAGCGGCCCGUGUUCUGGGAGGUGUGGGGGCGGCGCUCGAUGGCAGCGCCUGAGGGUAGAGCGUCUCAGGGACAGGAAGGUGGAGAGAGGGCGAGUGAGGGUGGGGAGGCAAUAACUUAUCAAAAUAAGGAUAAGGAAGAGAGCAAGUGGAUGUGGGAAGACUUGCAGCCACUUUCCGCCACGCUCGUUAGGCCUCCGCCGCCCCCACCGCCCCCACCGCCCCCACCGCCGCCGCCCUCAGAAGACUCGACAGUCCCUGGCGAAGGCCGCCCAUCUAGUAUUGCGGACCGCAUAUCUGUUGCAGGCCGAUCUGUCAUAGGCCGACCAUCCAUUGGUGGCCGCCGCCCUUCUAUUAGUGGUCGCCCUUCUAUCGGAGGUCGCCCAUCUCUUGGAGGCCGUCCAUCCAUCGGAGGCCGCCCGUCAAUUGGCGGUCGCCCAUCCACUGCAGGCCGUCCAUCCACUGCACGUCAACCAUCUAUUUCAGAGACCCUGCGCAGUGCGAUCUUCGACCGCACGUCCGACGCGGAGCCGCCCGAGCCUGAACCCGAGCCGCCCGAGGCCGUACGUGUCGCGGUCCUGAUCGCGAUGCCUCAGCCUCCUAAGCCGCACGCGGAAUUGCCUUCUCGAGGUGACGGCGCCAGCCCGAGCUCCUCGCCAGACGGCGAGGAAGACGAGCUAGGCGUGUUCCAGCUCGGUACGGCUGAGCUGCCGUGGUCAUACGGCGAGGUCGAGACUUCUGAAUCGUAACCCAGGUUUGUAUUCGGAUGGCUUUAAUUUGUUUUCAUAAGGACGAUCCACACUGCAUCUUCGCGCACUGUACAAUGGUGUUUAUACUUCCAGCUUGCACUGUAUACUUGCGUCGCACGUCUACUAUUUACCCAUCCCUCCUCUCAGCGUUACCAAUUCUCACUUCACUCGGGCAUGUUUCUCUUCUUUUACACCAUGCACACGUACAUAUGUAGGCAUCUCGCUUGUUUUACCUCAUCC
This is a messenger RNA of Coniophora puteana RWD-64-598 SS2, 1392 nucleotides long. RefSeq lists its product as uncharacterized. The record is from RefSeq and is a predicted model, not a curated record. The transcript is spliced from 2 exons. NCBI's taxonomy places the organism in Eukaryota, Fungi, Basidiomycota, Agaricomycetes, Boletales, Coniophoraceae. The coding region runs from base 1 to 1152 and encodes 383 amino acids.